Messenger RNA from Saccostrea echinata, 1887 nucleotides. RefSeq lists its product as uncharacterized. Bases 65 to 772 code for a protein of 235 amino acids. The record is from RefSeq and is a predicted model, not a curated record. The transcript is spliced from 6 exons. Lineage: Eukaryota; Metazoa; Mollusca; Bivalvia; Ostreida; Ostreidae.
GAGGAAUGGGAAAGAAGCAAAGGAACAUGACUGUAGACAAAAUUGGCAAGGAAGUUCUAAAUCUAUGGAGCCAAGUAUGGUUAUCAGCAUGGUAGAGAAAAAACAGGACAAAGGAAUAAAGGUGUCCACUGUUAUAGCUGAUGAUGACACCACCACCAUUUCUCGCUUGAAACAAAGUGUAAACCCAAACAUUAAAAAAAAAUGCGACAAGAACCACAUUAGAAAAAUUUUUUCCUCAAGUCUAUAUGCUUUGCAGAAAAAACACAAGUCCUUAACUACAAAGGUAAUCCACUACCUUCAAAAGUGCUUCAAUUAUCUACUAGCACAAAAUCAGGGAAACCCAAGAGGAAUAGAAAAGGCACUUGAUGCCCUCUGUAAUCACCCUUUUGGAAACCAUGAGUCAUGCAGCAAUUCCUGGUGUCAGCAUGUUAACAAUCCGAAGCAAAGGUACUCUUCCUUGCCUUAUGGAAAGCCCUUAAAAGACUCGGACCUUCAAGAUUCACUACAUUCAAUAUGCAACCAAUGGAAGCAGAACAGCUGUAAGAUCUCCAGUCUGGGAAGCACCCAACCAAAUGAGUCCUUCAAUAGGACUGUGUCACUGAAAGCUCCGAAAAACCACUACUUUAGCGGCUCAGCUAGCUUAAACUACAGAGUAGCAGCAUCUGUAGCAGAAAAAAACUCUGGAGCAUCUUAUCUUGUUGCUGUAAACAAAAAGAUCGGGUUAUCUCCUGGAAGGUUUACUAGGAAGUUGUGCUAUCUCAGGGAAUCCUAGUCCAGGAAGAGAAAGGCAAUCGCCAAAUUUAAGGAGGCGAAGAGAAGAAGACGUGAGCUGAAGGCUAGGAGAUCCUUGUGUACAACUAGUAAAGAAAUUCAUGAAGGAUCCACAUAUGAAUCUGGAAUAGGGUUAGCUCCUCAACAAGCUAACAUCAUUACAGAAAUUCCAGUCCCAUGCCCAAGACCACAGAUGGAAACAGUUGAUGUUGAAAAUCACACACUUAUCUUAUUUGAUUUAGAAACAACAGGAUUAGCUCGCACUUCUCAUAUUGUUCAGUUGGCAGCUGUACAGAAUGAGGAUAGAUUUUCUACAUACGUUAUUCCUAAGAAGUCCAUAACGCCAACAGCUUCUGAGAUAGCAGGACUCUCUGUUAGGAAUGGAAAACUCUACCAUAACAACGCAGAAGUGACUGGCAUUUCUCUGAUGGCUGCAUUGGAUUAUUUCUUGAAAUUUCUCGAAAAGUAUAAUAAUAUCAUUUUAGUUGGUCACAACAUUAAAGUGUUUGAUUGUCCAGUGCUUUUUAGAGGUCUUGAAUCAUGUUCUAUGUUACCAAGAUUUUCAAGAAAAGUGAAGGGAUUUAUGGAUACAAAGCUUUUAUUUCGAUUAUCCCAUCCAAACCUGAGCUCUUAUAGCCAGCAAAGUCUUGCAGAAAGUCUUCUUGCAUGUUCAUAUGAAGCACAUAAUGCCCUUGAAGAUAUUUUAGUGUUGCAAAAGUUGUUAGAAUUAGUGAAUUUAUCAGAUGAUAAGCAUAAGUGUGCAACAUUUUCAUUUGAUUAUGCUAUGAAUGUACUAUCUUACCAAAAGGAAGUUGACAAAAAUUUUCCUUCCUUACAUAUUCUUGUUCAGAAAAAGGUGUUGAGUGUGUGUAUGGCUAAAAGAAUAGCUGAAAGUGGAUUAGAUUUUGAUAGUUUGAAACUAGCUUACUCUAGAGAUCAGAAUGGUAUCCAUGCAUUGUUUACUGAAGUGUGUAGAAACAGUUCUGUGAGGGUGACAAAGUCCAACAAAAUUAUUGAGGCUGUGAGCUCUUUUUUCCUGUCGUUAAAUGAAAGUUAAAUAUAUUAUAAUGUGCAUUGUCUUAACUUAAAGAAAAGCAAUUCAAUUUGAUUAAUAAU